AACUUUCAAAUCUCUGCUUCUCAGCUCAGGGGCGGGGUUUCAUCCCGGGAGGUUCCGCCCUGGGUUCUCGGGAGGAUUUUGGGGAAAUGAAAGUCACCAAGGACCGGCCCUGGUCCAACUCGUGACCCGGCGCCUGGGGUCCCAGCACAGAUUUCCCGGCUCCAGCCCCAUGGCCGCUCUGAGCCUGCUGCUCCUGGGCGCGCUGCUCUGGGUCCCAGCAGGCACCCUCACCUGCUACGGGGACUCGGGGCAGCCUGUGGACUGGUUCGUCGUCUACAAGCUGCCAGCCAAUAACGGGUAUAAGUACUUGGAUGCGGACUCAGGGGGCUGGCGCGACGGGACGGUGACCAUCGACAACCCCAAGGGAGCCGUAGGCCGCAGCUUGCUGCCCCUGUACAAGAACACCAGCCAGAUUGCCUUCCUACUUUACAAUGACCAGCCACCUAAUCCCAACGGGACCCAGGACUCUUCCAGCCGGGGGCACACGAAGGGUGUGCUGCUCCUGGACAAAGAAGAGGGCUUCUGGCUGAUCCACAGUGUCCCAGGCUUCCCUCCACACGAUGCAUACCUCUGGCCUCCCCAGGCCCACAGAUAUGGCCAGACCCUCCUCUGUGUGUCUUUUCCGUUCGACCAGUUCUCAAAGAUUGGCACCCAGCUGAGCUACACCUUCCCCGACGUGUUUUGCCACCGGCUGGAAGGGGUCUUCCUUGAGAAAUUGCCUGGCCUGGCCGAGGUGGCCAAGGGCCACCAUGUUCUCAACCGGCCCUGGAACAGCAGCGUGACACUCACAUCCAAGGCAGGGGCCACCUUCCAGAGCUUUGCCAAAUUUGGGAAAUUUGGAGAUGACCUAUACUCUGGCUGGUUGGCAGAAGCUCUUGGAAGCAACCUACAGGUCCAGUUCUGGCAACACUCUCCUGGCAUCCUGCCCUCCAACUGCUCUGGGCCCCAGAAAGUGCUGGAUGUGACCCAGAUAGCCUUCCCCGGACCAGCCGGGCCCACGUUCAGAACCAUGGAGGACCACUCCAAGUGGUGUGUAGCUCCAGAAGGGCCCUGGGCCUGUGUGGGCGACAUGAAUCGGAACCAUGGGGAGGAGCACCGGGGUGGGGGCACGCUGUGCACCCAGCUGCCUGCCCUCUGGAAAGCCUUCCAGCCGCUGGUGAAGGCCUGGCAACCCUGGAGAGAAGAGCAGCACCUGGACUCCAGAAAGCCCCGCAGAGCACGUAGGAGCAGCGUGGACGUCAGCUUAAACCCCAGUGCAGCCCCUUAUUGUGUGGCCUUCACUGUGUGCCUUAGCCCGUGACUCAGUCUACUCACCUGCAAAAUGGAAGCACUUGGCUCAGAAGCUGUGAGGAGCCCUAGCCGGUGUGGCUCAGAGGACAGAGCAUCGGCCUGCGGACUGAAGGGUCCUGGGUUCUAGUCCGGUCAAGGGCAUGCGCCUUGGUUUCGGGCA
Messenger RNA from Pipistrellus kuhlii (Kuhl's pipistrelle), 1450 nucleotides. RefSeq names its product deoxyribonuclease 2, lysosomal (gene DNASE2). The record is from RefSeq and is a predicted model, not a curated record. Gene Ontology annotation, biological process: apoptotic DNA fragmentation. Gene Ontology annotation, molecular function: deoxyribonuclease II activity. Lineage: Eukaryota; Metazoa; Chordata; Mammalia; Chiroptera; Vespertilionidae.